GCGAUGUAAAGAAAGAGUAUAAGAUAAUGAUAUAAUUGUUGGAAAGGGAUGCAGGUGUUUAAUCGCGUAUAAUUAGCCCGAAUAAAGGGGAGAAAUUUGCAAAACUCGAUAAAUGUGUUCCUGUAGACGAACUAAAGGGGUUGAAAUCAAUCGAUGAACGGAAGUCACUUUAGACGGCAGUAUGUCUUCGAAAGGGGAAGACUAUCUCGACAACGAAUACUAUACUUACAAUCGAUGGUUAUUUCGAUUGAUAGGCUUUUGGGAAGAUAAGACAUCCUCGAAGAAAUUGAUUUACAUUUAUUUCUUCAAUUUCAUAAUAAUCAUUGCGGUGUUAGAACAGAUUUAUGUGAUUUUCUUGUUAAAAGGAGAAUUAAAUUCAAUUGCUAAAUUAUUGGAGACGACCUUGAUUACAUUGUGUUUCGGAUCAUGCUACUACAAUUUAUUAUCGAAUGGUGCUAUUAUGAAGAAAAUUCUUCGUCGUAUAGAUAACGAUUGGAAGAAACUUGCAAACAAGCGGGAAUUAUUAAUACUGGAAGAGUAUGCUAAUAUAAGCAGAAUGUGUACUAUUGGAAAUAUAAGUAUGUUAUAUAGCAUUCGUUAGUUAUAACAGUGUUCGGUAUAAAUAUAUAUUCAUUUUUUCAUAUUUUCAGUCUCCUUUUA
Molecule: messenger RNA, 660 nt
Organism: Vespa velutina
Lineage: Eukaryota; Metazoa; Arthropoda; Insecta; Hymenoptera; Vespidae
Exons: 4
Coding region: 182-601 (139 amino acids)
Source: RefSeq, a predicted model, not a curated record